AUGAUCCCCGAAUUCCUCGCUAACGGUCUCGCCUCGCCAACCCAAUCGCUAGCUCUGGUAGCCCUACUCACAUUCGCUAAUCUGGCGAAUGCAGAGUUGGCACACCUGCGUCGCCUCUACAUGCUUUCAGCUACGGAGUUUGCAACUAAGAAUUCGCAGUUUUUGCUGUCCCAAAGUGAUACAUCCACAGGCCCCACGCCCAUUGUCCUGCUUCCGGUCAAGCAGUCGUGGCAGCUGCAUUUUGUGCACGGUCUUGGAUUAUUCGGCGCUUUUCUCGUUUCGGCCGUCUCCUUAAUGGCUCCAUCGGUUCGUUUUCUCUUUCACUUGCAAUUGCCUUUUAACUCGUUUAAUUGA
Molecule: messenger RNA, 354 nt
Organism: Dibothriocephalus latus
Lineage: Eukaryota; Metazoa; Platyhelminthes; Cestoda; Diphyllobothriidea; Diphyllobothriidae
Source: the annotation of a GenBank genome assembly